This is a messenger RNA of Trametes versicolor FP-101664 SS1, 1509 nucleotides long. RefSeq lists its product as uncharacterized. NCBI's taxonomy places the organism in Eukaryota, Fungi, Basidiomycota, Agaricomycetes, Polyporales, Polyporaceae. The transcript is spliced from 10 exons. The record is from RefSeq and is a predicted model, not a curated record. The coding region runs from base 1 to 1509 and encodes 502 amino acids.
AUGCUCCUGCCCGCAGGCCUCGGCAUCAGAGUAUUUUUUUGGGUCUGCGCUGCGACUGUCUUUUCCCUCAGUUCUUGUGCGUGGGCCGGGAAUACGACCUGUGCAAGCGGCCAGCUUGACUGGUACACCAGUGUAGUCGGAGAGUCGCCAUGUAUUACAUAUCAGAGGUUGCGUCAGAUAUGCAACAACGACUAUCAAGUACCGGACUUCAGACCAAAUACCCCUGGAGACAACUGUGACGACCAAGUUUCUCAGCAUGUUAUGCAUGAAAAAGUUGUCAGCAGGACCAGCUCGCCGGCGACCAAAUCGGGAUCGAUGCAGGCAUAUACACUGGAUUUCCUUGGGAGUCGAAAUAUAGAGCUCACAGACACUUUCGCAGGCGUCGGCGCGUACACGCUGUACCGUGGCAGCUGCGGUGCUGGAACGAACCAUUCGCUACCUUCGGAUAUUCAAGCGGGCGUUUGCAACGAGAAUAUCAGGCUAGAUAAUUAUCUAUAUGGCGGUUGGGACGACGGCUCAUGGUUUUACGUGUGGACAAGGGAGAACGCCGAGCGAGACCACGCGGCCAACAACAACAACACAUUCACUCAUUGCAAGGACCAAAUUUCACCUAGCGCAACGCCUACGCCUACUCUAACUACACUGUCACCACCGGUCACAACAACACAAGUCACUUCGGAUAGCCCUGGGGUAACAACUUCCUCCGACCCGACGUCGACUUCGACACCGCGUACUACAGGAGAUGGCCCGACCACAACUCAGGAUCCACGGCCGCUCUCCACAGUCUCUGGCGCACAACUCUCGUCUAUAGUCCCUCCGAAUCCGAGCUCUCCUGCGCUUUCUGGCAUUCAGACGAGCACAUCACCUGUUGCGCCAGCCUCCGACGAGCUCGCGCCGUCUUCAACCCAGGAUUCGCCCACUGGGUCUGCCGCGAGUGGCUCUAAUGGCGGGCAGUCAAAGUCGACAUCUCACUCGGCUGUGAUCAUCGGCGUGACUGUUGGCGGACUCGCGGUCGUCGCGGGUGUUGUGGGUUUGUUGGUGUGGCGAGCUCGAAGGAGCAGCGUGUCGGCGAGUGAAGGCAAAGAUAUGGUGCAUCCGACUAACGACUCCCGUGGAGGCGGCUCUGGCAUGACCAUGGUGGAUCAAGGACUCGGUAGUCGCUCAGAUGUGCGACAUCGCUCUACGGUACAGAGCCACGGAACUUCGUCCGGCGGCAACGCACUCCGUUCUGCAUGGAGCGAUUACUCUAGCGCCAUGCCUCAAAGCAGUGUUCCGUCAGACCAGACCGCGCGCCAUACUGACGCAGGCGUUCUCAUUCCGCUCGGUCGUACGGGGUCUGGCAGACUUCCUCCCGCUUACCGUUCUUGGGAGCAUGACUCGACUGCGGGUUCUGAAGGUCUCGAACCAGUGACGAGUUCGGACGAAGGUGUCCCAAGCACGGCGUCGGAGGCUCAGGCUCUGAUCAACCUGCCGCCACUCGCACCCCUCCGGCUGGAGGAGAAACCUUGA